UUCUACGCAGGCGCAGAGCGGUGCGGGGCCGCUGCGGCCGCUCCCUGGCUGGCAGUGCUCGCUAAGAUGGCGGAUUUCCUGCCAUCGCGGUCGCCGCUGUCGGGCUGCUUCCCCGGCUGCAUGCUCAACAGCAGCGAGGCCGAACAGCAGCGCAAGUCUAAAGAGAUCGAUAAGUGCCUGUACCGCGAGAAAACCUACGUCAAGCGGCUCGUCAAGAUCCUUCUGCUGGGCGCGGGCGAAAGCGGCAAGAGUACGUUCCUCAAGCAGAUGCGCAUCAUUCACGGGCAGGACUGGGACCGGCCAGCCCGGGAGGAAUUCCGCGCCACCAUCUACAGCAACGUCAUCAAGGGUGUUAGAGUCCUUGUGGAUGCUCGUGAGAAACUUCAUAUUCCAUGGGGAAAUCCUGCUAAUCAAACAAAUGGUGACAAGAUGAUGGCCUUUGAUACCCGUUCAGAAGUGGUGCAAGGGAUGGUGCAAACCCAGAUUUUUUUACAGUACCUUCCAACAGUAAGAGCUUUGUGGGCAGACAGUGGUAUCCAGCAUGCUUAUGACAGACGCAGAGAAUUUCAGCUGGGGGAGUCUAUAAAAUACUUUCUGGACAACCUGGAUAAACUUGGAGACCCAAUUAUUUCCCCCCAGGAUUACCUUCCCUCCCAGCAAGAUAUUCUGCUAGCACGAAGACCUACAAAAGGGAUACAUGAGUACAAUUUUGAGAUUAAAAAUGUUCCCUUCAAGAUGGUUGAUGUAGGUGGCCAGAGGUCAGAAAGAAAACGUUGGUUUGAGUGCUUUGAUAGUGUCACUUCAAUACUAUUCCUGGUUUCAUCAAGUGAGUUUGAUCAGGUACUUAUGGAAGAUCGGCUAACAAAUCGCCUUACAGAAUCUUUGAACAUUUUUGAAACUAUAGUCAACAAUCGGGUUUUCAGCAAUGUGUCCAUCAUUCUCUUCCUGAACAAGACAGACUUGCUUGAAGAAAAAGUGCAAAAAGUGAGCAUCAAAGACUAUUUCCCAGAGUUUGAAGGGGAUCCCCACAACUUGACAGAUGUCCAAAAAUUCCUGGUGGAUUGUUUUCGUACCAAACGCCGGGACCAGCAACAGAAACCCUUAUACCACCAUUUCACCACUGCUAUUAAUACAGAAAAUAUUCGUCUGGUAUUCCGUGAUGUCAAAGAUACCAUCCUUCAUGAUAACCUCAAGCAGCUCAUGCUACAGUGAUGUUGAAAAGACUGGUUUGUAUUAAUAGUUUACAGCAGAAGUUUGAAAAGUAAACCUGGUCUUGUCAGACCUCAUGUGUGGGUAAAAGCUGCUGCUGCUGUUCUUAUUGCCAUUUUCUCUUAAAAUCAAAAUCCAGGCUUUAACUUCUUCCUCUUCAUUAUCUUGAAUCUUUUAACUUUUAAUAGACAUCAACUUUUUUAAAAAAGCUAACUCCAGAUUUUAAAUUAUUCUGUCUUUUUCAGCUAUGAAGCCUGAACUAUUAACUUGUAGAUACGUGCUCGAAAGAAAUUAUUUGGAAACAUGCAAAGUUCUUUGAAGUGGCUGGAAUUUGAGGGAGCUAUUGAAGAGUUUUCCUAGCUUAGAAAACCACCACCAAUUGUUGUAUAUGGUAAAUGGCUUUGCUCUGUCAAAUAAUUAACCUAUAUUUCAAGUUUACAAAUGCACUUCUGCUUCCAUGUCAAUAGAGAGUGCUUUCAGAUGGUACCAGAAAAGGAAUUAGUUGCCACUGAGUAUUCAGUCAAAAUGAAUCAUGCAUAGGAAUUAUUGGUCUUGAUUGGCUUUUGCUAGAUCAUACAGUCUGACAAAAACCCGUGAUUUUACAUUUUGAGCCUCAGCUAACUUAAAUCAAAUAGCUGCUUCCUGCAGCUUUGAAAGUCCCCCUCAGUUGCCAUGAAUAAGCCAUUGUCUGAGAACACUCCUUUUUUUCAGUUAGUACAGAUAGUGAUUUAGAUAAUGGAGGAAGCCAAGCACAAGAUUUGUUUUUCCCAAACAGCAACUCUGUUUAUAGAUGACAAAUGUAACUUAGUAAAGAAGGCUAGCACACUGAGUAUAUACAGCUGUAGUUGACACACUAGUGGCUGUUAUAUUGGCCAAAAGAACUAAAAAUGAAUUAAAGUGUAAAGCAACUGAAUGAGAUCAGAUGAACGACACAUUACAAAAAAAGAUACAAUUAAAAAAUGAUUCCACCUUCUGGCUCAGUUGCACAUUUUGAAGACUUGGCUUUGCAAUGAAAUACUCAGUAGAAAUAAUAGUUUUGUGAGCUUAGGCUAUUGUUGAGGCAAAGCCAGUUAUCACCUGUAAUUCUGAACACCUUGAACUUUACAUUUUAUCCUAGGUUUUAUCAUGUUAAGUUUUAAAGAGAACAUUUACAAAAGGGAUUGACACUUGUGCUCCAAUGUUCUAAUGCAAUAAAAUGUAUUUACUUUGAUGGGUAAGAAGAACAAUUAGCAGCAAAUUUCCCUUUUUUGUUUCAUUUGUUAACAGGCAAAUUGCUAUUAGUCAUUGCUAUUGCUCUUUAAAAAAAACAACUAUUCUGUAAUCUUUGUAGAAGGAAGUCAAUUAACAAAGCUUCUAUAUUUUUGAAAAACAAUUUGGUUUUGCCAUUCAUUAGAUUAAGGUAAUGUGUCUGUGUGCCAAUUAAAUGCUUUAACAGAAAUUGGCCUAGUCCAGUACCAGUAAAUGGUUAAGUGGUGCAGAAUCUUACAAUCUAAAGUGCCUCUUGGUUGUUGUUGUUGUUUUUUAUAGUGGCCUUACAGUGAUUACCAGUUUACCUGGCUGGGGGAAAAGGGCUUAAAAUAACAACGUAGUACAAAUAAAUGAUUAUUGCAUUUUUGCUAUGAAAUACAAAACCAACAUAAUUAGAA
Candoia aspera is the source of this 2855-nucleotide messenger RNA. It is a transcript of the gene GNA13, whose product is annotated as G protein subunit alpha 13. The record is from RefSeq and is a predicted model, not a curated record. The coding region runs from base 67 to 1212 and encodes 381 amino acids. Gene Ontology annotation, biological process: adenylate cyclase-activating G protein-coupled receptor signaling pathway; Rho protein signal transduction. The transcript has 4 exons. Gene Ontology annotation, cellular component: brush border membrane; heterotrimeric G-protein complex. Gene Ontology annotation, molecular function: guanyl nucleotide binding; GTPase activity; G-protein beta/gamma-subunit complex binding. NCBI's taxonomy places the organism in Eukaryota, Metazoa, Chordata, Lepidosauria, Squamata, Candoiidae.